Molecule: messenger RNA, 4145 nt
Organism: Pan troglodytes (chimpanzee)
Lineage: Eukaryota; Metazoa; Chordata; Mammalia; Primates; Hominidae
Gene: EPM2AIP1
Product: EPM2A interacting protein 1
Exons: 2
Coding region: 88-1911 (607 amino acids)
Biological process (GO): positive regulation of glycogen biosynthetic process
Source: RefSeq, a predicted model, not a curated record
CGGAGGAGGUGCUUGGCGCUUCUCAGGCUCCUCCUCUCCCCUUGCGGCCUUUCUAACGUUGGCCCUGCUCUUGUGGCCUCCCGCAGAAUGUGGAUGACGCCCAAAAGAAGCAAGAUGGAAGUCGACGAGGCUCUAGUUUUCCGGCCCGAGUGGACCCAGCGUUAUUUGGUGGUGGAGCCUCCGGAGGGCGAUGGGGCCCUGUGCCUGGUCUGUCGCCGCCUCAUCGUAGCUACCCGCGAACGCGACGUCAGGCGCCACUACGAGGCUGAGCACGAAUACUACGAGCGGUAUGUGGCGGACGGCGAGCGCGCGGCCCUGGUGGAGCGUCUGCGUCAGGGCGACUUGCCCGUGGCCUCCUUCACUCCUGAAGAGAGAGCUGCUCGUGCAGGCCUCGGGCUCUGCCGCCUCUUGGCCUUGAAGGGUCGCGGCUGGGGUGAGGGGGACUUUGUAUACCAGUGCAUGGAGGUGUUGCUGAGAGAGGUACUGCCCGAGCAUGUAAGCGUCCUGCAAGGCGUUGACUUAUCUCCAGAGAUCACAAGGCAGAGGAUCCUGAGCAUUGACAGGAAUCUACGCAACCAGCUUUUUAACCGAGCCAGGGAUUUUAAAGCCUAUUCUCUUGCCUUGGACGACCAGGCUUUUGUGGCCUAUGAGAACUACCUCCUGGUCUUUAUCCGCGGUGUAGGCCCUGAGUUGGAGGUACAAGAAGAUCUUCUGACCAUAAUCAACCUGACUCAUCAUUUCAGUGUUGGUGCGCUCAUGUCGGCAAUCCUAGAGGCCCUGCAGACAGCAGGGCUUAGCUUGCAGAGAAUGGUUGGACUGACCACGACCCAUACUUUGAGGAUGAUUGGUGAGAACUCAGGACUCGUCUCAUACAUGAGAGAAAAGGCCGUAAGCCCCAACUGUUGGAAUGUCAUUCAUUAUUCAGGAUUUCUUCACUUGGAACUGUUGAGCUCCUAUGAUGUAGAUGUUAAUCAGAUCAUAAAUACCAUAUCCGAAUGGAUAGUUUUGAUUAAGACCAGAGGCGUUAGGCGACCUGAAUUUCAGACUUUACUAACGGAAUCUGAAUCAGAGCAUGGUGAAAGGGUUAAUGGACGAUGUCUGAACAAUUGGCUUAGGAGAGGGAAAACUUUAAAACUAAUAUUCUCUCUAAGAAAAGAAAUGGAAGCGUUCUUGGUUUCAGUAGGGGCAACAACAGUCCACUUCUCAGACAAACAAUGGCUUUGUGACUUUGGCUUCUUGGUGGACAUUAUGGAACACCUUCGAGAACUCAGUGAAGAAUUACGAGUUAGUAAAGUCUUUGCUGCUGCUGCCUUUGACCAUAUUUGUACUUUCGAAGUUAAGCUGAAUUUAUUUCAAAGACAUAUUGAGGAAAAAAAUCUAACAGACUUUCCUGCCCUCAGAGAAGUUGUUGAUGAGCUAAAACAGCAAAAUAAGGAAGAUCAAAAAAUAUUUGAUCCUGAUAGGUAUCAAAUGGUGAUCUGUCGUCUCCAAAAAGAAUUUGAGAGACAUUUUAAGGACCUCAGGUUCAUUAAAAAGGACUUAGAACUUUUUUCAAAUCCAUUUAACUUUAAACCUGAAUAUGCACCUAUUUCAGUGAGGGUGGAGCUAACAAAACUUCAGGCAAACACUAAUCUUUGGAAUGAAUACAGAAUCAAAGACUUGGGGCAGUUUUAUGCUGGAUUGUCUGCUGAAUCCUACCCAAUUAUCAAAGGGGUUGCCUGUAAGGUGGCAUCCUUGUUUGAUAGUAACCAAAUCUGUGAAAAGGCUUUUUCAUAUUUGACUCGAAACCAACACACUUUGAGUCAGCCAUUAACAGAUGAGCAUCUCCAAGCCCUGUUUCGGGUUGCCACAACUGAAAUGGAGCCCGGUUGGGAUGAUCUUGUGAGAGAAAGAAAUGAAUCUAAUCCAUAAGGCUUUGUAGUACAAGAUUGAAAAACUCAACAAGAAUUUAAUUCUAAAAGCAAAAACUGGUUUGAGUUUUCAAGUUUACUAAUUUGGAUUGUGAGAAAGUACCAAGUACCAGCCGUCCAAACUGAUCACAAUUAAAAUUCUGACAGUUGCCUUUUUUUUCAUCUCAAAUGGCAGCAUGGGACUGAAACAUGAGAAUGCCACCUUUUUUAAAACUUAGUUUAGUGACAAAGUCAUUGUCUUUUAUGAUAUAGUUAAUUUUAAAGAGAUUUAGUAUUAAUGUGAGUUGAAUUUGCAGUCUGUUUUUUAGGUGUUCUGAAGAUAAAUGCCAAAAAUUUCAGCUUUUAUUUUAAUGGAGUGUUAAAAUUCUGAUUCAUAUAGUCUUAAAUUAUCAACUCCUUAAAUGUGCUUUUGAACCAAUUUGCAGAAACUCACAUAGCAAGUUCAUAAGUUUCCAAAAAGGAAGCCCAUACAUAACAGUGGAGGUGUUUUGUCUAACUAUCAAAAUGUUUGAGACUUUUUUUUUAAACAUUUCUGAGUUCGAAGGUAAUAUUGACAGAUUUCUUCCCUCUUCCCUCCCCAUCACCCACCUCAGUGAUACCACAUUACUGAUAGAGGAAGUCAUUAGAAUCAUUUUUAAGUUGCAAUUUGGAGAUAAGACUAAUUAUUGGGGGUUUUCCUUGGAUUUUUUUUUUUUUAAUAACUGCGGGCUAUUUUAUCAGCUUGCCUAUUAAAGGACUAUGGUAAGUAUAGAAUCUUAAUGGUUGCCAGUUAGUAAUUCUUUUUUUUUUUUUUUUACUGUAGACACAAGUUUGGCCCUAUCAAAAACGAUGAGGAAAAAAGAUUGCACUCCAGGAUUAGGAGAUGAUUUUUGGCUCUUCUGGGAUUUAAAAGUAAGUAAAUUUAACAAAGUAGAAGACUGACUCAGCCCUUCUGGUCACUAUAUAUUCAGUUCACUUGUUUUUACACCUGCAGAAUGUCCUUAUCACCCAAAGGGAGAUGACCCAAAAGUGACAUCUAGUUAAUGUAUACUUCUAAAGUUUGCUGUAUUUCUUUGCCUUCUUGUUCCCAUGCCUCUCUGAACUUAAUUUCUGGGUAACUGAGGCUUUUCAGGCUUAGGUGGGAAAGCGACACCCUUAGUCUAUUUCCUUAAGCCAUUCUGACCAAUUUAUGGGAUUAACUAGUAUAAUCUUAGUUGGAGUUUUAGUCUGAGGCAUAUUAAGUCAUUCAGAGAUCUUAACAGUAGGUGUCAUAGUCAUCCAGUGAUUUGGUGCUUGCUGCAAAACUGGCUUUUUUUUUUUUUUUUUUUUUUUUUUUUUGAGGCAGGGUCUCACUUUGUCACCCAGGCUGGAGUGCAGAGGUACAAUCUCAGCUCAAUGCAAUCUCUGCCUUCCUGGCUCAAGCAAUUCUCCCACUGCAGCCUCCUAAGUAGCUGGGAAUACAGGUAUACACGAGUACACCCAGCUAAUUUUUGUAUUUAUAUGUGGAGACAGGGUCUUGCUGUAUUGCCCAGGCUAGUCUCGAACUCCUGGACUCAAGCAGUCCGCCCGCCUCGGGCUCCCAAAAUGUUGGUGUUAUACUUGUGAGCCUCUGCACCCGGCAGCAAAACUGGCUUUUAAUCAACCUUUUGGCUAAGGGAUUUCUCUUUUUAUUUAUUUUUAAAAGGAUUUCCCAUUUUUAUCUUUCUUUUUGAUAUUAAAAUGUUGCCUCAUCCUACCCAGUAAGUACUUGAAUUUGAAUUCUCUUCCUUUUCAUUUUUGCCUGCAAACUGAGCAGUCUUUUCUGAGUUCAUCUCUUUUCUGUACGUUUUGUCAAGUGCAGUGAACAGCAACUACAAAAUAUUUUGUUUUUCUGUCUUUUUCUUUAGUAAAGGGUAGAUGAUCUGCCUUUCAGGUUAUCUCAAGGGGCAGUUUCACCUUUCCAUAAUAUAAAUUACCCUUGUGUAAGUUAUUUCUUCCAUCUUCUGAUAGCAAUUUCCUGAAUGCCUGCCAGCUAACCAUUAAGCCAGUGUUCAGUAUUUUAGCAUUUUAAAAAACAAGGGACCAAUUUCUGUGUCAGCAUGGGCUAGCUUGCCAUUGAAUAACAAAGGCAAAAUCUCACUGUCUCACACAACUUUUCUAUUGCAACUUGCCUAGGGACUUUGGUUUAGAUCAUAGGUUGGCCAUGAUCAAACUAUGGUCCAUGGGCAAAAUCUGUCUAGCUCCUUGUUUAUCUAAAUAAAGUUUUACUGGAAUAUA